Microcebus murinus (gray mouse lemur) is the source of this 2131-nucleotide messenger RNA. It is a transcript of the gene SNCG, whose product is annotated as synuclein gamma. NCBI's taxonomy places the organism in Eukaryota, Metazoa, Chordata, Mammalia, Primates, Cheirogaleidae. Gene Ontology annotation, cellular component: neuronal cell body; cytoplasm; axon terminus. Gene Ontology annotation, biological process: synaptic vesicle endocytosis; chemical synaptic transmission; synapse organization. Gene Ontology annotation, molecular function: cuprous ion binding. The record is from RefSeq and is a predicted model, not a curated record.
CCCAAGCCAUUAUGUAAAUGGCCCGGAGAGCCUCUUACCGCCAGUAAACCCCCCUCCCGCUGGGCCCACGUGGUCCUGGGAGGGGAGGCCGCACUCUCAGCAGCCAGUUUUCUGAGGCCCUGAAUCCAGCCAUUAAGGAAACCGUCCCAGGGGAGAAGCUCGCAGGGCUUUGUCCUUGAGCCAGAAAAGGGCCUUGGCAGAGAAGCCUGAGGCCCCCUCAGUGGCCAGCCCAGAGCCGGUUCCCUGAGUGUGGGCCUGAGGGCUCCUCCCUGCCCAUGGCCGAGGCCCUGUGCCCCAGAGCAGGAGUGGGUGCAGGAGGAGGUGCAGUGUGGCCCAGAGACCUUGGCCUGGGCUCCGCCCUGCUCCUGUGUGACCUCAGCCAUAGGCUGGGCUCCUCAAAUCCCAGGUGCUCCUUGUGUGAGGGCCUGGAGAGGCCGGGCGGCCAGGCUGCGGGGAGCAGCACCCUGUGCACUGCCGCCCUCUUAGGGGACAGGACAGAGGAGCCUGGGGAGCUCCGGCUCUGUGGCCCUGGGUAGUGUCCCCACCCCCUGAGCUGUCACAGCAACGUAGCAGAUGGGACACCUUGCCUGGGCCUCAGUAGGUCCCUGUUGCAGACACAGUCCCUCUGGGGCAGCAAGUCCUGGGUCUGAGGAGCCCACAGUCUGAACACCCCGCCACGCCUGGGAGCGCGGGAGGGGCCUGCUCCUCUCGGACUCCCAGCACACACCCCACCGGCCUGCGCUGGGGCCCGUGGGCUCCCCAGGCACCUGGGAAGCAGUAAGCCACGCCCCUCCUCCACCGUCGUGUAAGGCUCUGACAGGGGCUGCGUCCAGGGCCAGCCGUGGCCCUGGGCUCUGGAAACUGGCCUGAGCGCAAAUGCAGGCUGCAGGCACGCGCACGCAGUCACUGGGAGUCGCCAGCCCUGCUGCUGGAGUGCGGGUUUCCAGGAGGGGACUGGAGCGCACUUCCGCCUCCCAUCACCGGAACUUGGGAAGCAGUUAGUGCAGGAAGCCGAGGUGUUUCCUUCCUUUCUCACCAGCCCUCCGGAUGCCUGGACGACGUGGGCCUGGCCCGUGGGGACCGCAGCUUCUAGGGCGGUGGGAAGGAGACCCCAGCAGGCAGGUGCACACACCUUCCCACACUGAGACCCCCAGGGAACGGCUGAGGGGCCCAGCCUGCCCCCUGAGGCCGAGGGAUCCAAGUCCCUCCCCACAACCAAGCAGCUCGGCCUCCUUCCCGACCACUGUCCUCCCUGGCGGAAGGUGGCCCAGAGCCCCAGGCAUGGAGCUGGUGGCUUUGGGGAGGGAAGACUCGGUGUUUGGUCCUGAAAUCAGAGCUGGGUGACUGGAUUCACCCCAUCCCCAAGAAUCACCCAGGCUCCCAGCCCUGAGAAGACCUAGGAGCCGGCAGGAGGGGUUUCUCCACGGCCAGCCGGCUCUCGAAGGGCCGAUGGGCGCCGAACUCUCAGCGGCCUCUCCAGGCAAGGCUGCUGCUGGGAGCGCGCCCAGCAGCCUCCACCUGGACGCGUGAAGCUGCCUGAGACCGUCCCAGGCAGAUCCGUUCUGUGAGCCAGUGUGAUGGUGACUGCCAUGCAUCCAGAUGGGAGACGCCGGGCGAAUGCGGCUCACAGGGAGACUCCGGCUCCCGUCCUGCCCGCAGCAGCCGAGCCCAGCCCUGCCACCACCAUGGAUGUCUUCAAAAAGGGCUUCUCCAUCGCCAAGGAGGGCGUGGUGGGUGCCGUGGAGAAGACCAAGCAGGGGGUGACAGAGGCAGCCGAGAAGACCAAGGAGGGGGUCAUGUAUGUGGGAGCCAAGACCAAGGAGGGUGUCGUGAACAGCGUGACCUCAGUGGCUGAGAAGACCAAGGAGCAGGCCAACGCCGUGAGUGAGGCUGUGGUCACCAGCGUCAACACCGUGGCCGCCAAGACGGUGGAGGAGGCGGAGAACAUCGCGGUCACUUCUGGGGUGGUGCGCAAGGAUGACUUGAAGCAACCUGCCCCCCCACAGGAGGAUGAGGCAGACAGAGAGGAAGAGGAAGUGGCAGAGGAGGCCAAGAGUGGGGGAGACUAGAGGGCUGCGAGCUAGCUCUGAGGACCAAGGACACUCCUCUGCUCUGGACCCCGGCACACGGA